CCCAAUCUCGCUAACUAUCCUACUUCUCCCAGACAUUGUCCAAUCAUAUCCUCCAUCUUCAACCCACGUCACUAGUGACCUUGAAUAUCGUUGUUCAGCAUUUGAUCACCCUUACAUGAGUUUGACCUUCUUCUGUGUACUUGGUACUUGAUAUACAAGAGGAAUUUCUCGAGACUUGAUAAGUUGCAAAGUGUCGAAUUUGUCGUUGGGAAAGAUAUAUCAACAGCAAGUCUGCAUUUAUACCCACUGCUCCUCAUGGCGAACGUCGAGUCUUCCAGGUCUAGAAAGUCGAGUCCUUCGAAUCGAAGGACAAACAAGAUCAAUGAUCAACAGGUACGAAUCCUACGUCCUGGAUGAACAAAUCAUUGAGAUAUUGUUGUUGCAUAGCAAUGAAUUACUAACGUGAAACUCCAAAGCAGACUCCUAUAACCAGCAAACCCAACCCCUCAAAAGCUAAAAAGCCAAAAGCAGAGCCACCAUGCACAGAGUUUCGUUUCGUCAACCAGCUUGGAACGAGGGAUCAGGAUGAAGAGGCCAAAAGCGAAGUCAAAUCACAUGUGAUGCGCCGAGUCUGGAAGAAACACAAGGACUCACAAGCAAAAUGGAUCAAACGCCUCCCACCACUACGAUCAAAAGAACCAGCAACGCCAAAUAGCGACAUAGGAUCAGAAACAUCGUCUUUUGGAUCUCCGGAGCCGCAAUCCCGAAACAGUGUUUUCUCAAGCCACCAUCUCACGCCACGGAGCUCCGUCACGCCCUCUCCUUCGGCAGACGGUACCGAGCCGUUACUCAGCACCCAGACAGGAGACUCGGUUGACCACUCGAUCAUUCCGAUUCCGUCGGGCUACGCCCAUGUCUCGCCUCGGCUGGCUGCAUAUGUCUUCGGAAGCGACUCCGAUCCGUUCGGCACUUUUCCCAUUCCCGUGAUGCCAAGGGUACAUGAAAUUAUUCAUCAGGUUCCUCAAGCUAAAGUGCGCACUUCUUCGUAUGAGGACGACCUAAAUACCUUCUCGUCGUGUGUUGGGACCAAUGCAGCUCUACUUUACAUCACCCUGUCAUGGCUCGCAGCCCGAAGGGGAGGCUCGUCCUCUCCUGAAAAUUUUGAAAGCUCUUUUUACUUGCAGAGCUCAGUGUCUGCAGUAAAUCAGGAGUUGGAAAAUGCUGACGAGUAUGGGAUAUCGGAGGGCACAAUCGCUGCAGUUGCUUGCAUGACUAACAUGGAAAACUUGAAUGGAGAAAGAUGCAAAGCAGUGAUACAUAUGAACGGACUGGAGCAGAUGGUCAACCUCAAAGGAGGACUUUACAACCUGAGCGCUGCACUUCGUCGGCUUAUCCUAUGGACCGAUCUCCUAUACGCCACAAGCUGGCAAUCCACCCCACGAUUCCCUUACAUCGACUUCUCCCACCUCCCACCACUGUCCACAUUCCUCCCUUCAUCCAUCUCAAGCCCAAUCUUAACCUUCAACAACUGCCUCAUCCAUAACCUCAUCCAAACCGGCAACGGAACUCUCCUCCCCAUCCUCCAAGACGCCCACGAACUCACCCACUUCCUCGACAUCAUCCCCCCAAAAGACAUCACCUACCUCAAUGAAGCAUCCUACCCAGACAGAGUCUACAGCAUCGAGCACCACAUCCUCGAACUCCUCGCCCAAAACGACAUCGUAAUGGACGACUCGCCAGCACGUAUCGUCACACCCCUCUUACACAGUCUCCUCCUCUACACCUACACCAAUCUGCGACUCACUCCCACUGGCGGUCAGAUCCGACGGACGCUCGUAGGGCGUCUCCGCGCGAGUCUCGAGGCGACGGAACUCACGAUUCUGAAUUGCUCGUUUGCGGCUGAGUUGAUGUGGAUGUUGGGUCUUGGAGGGACGGCUGCUGUCCUAGGGAGCGAGGAUAGGAAGUGGUUUAAGGAGCAGUUGUGGUGGGUGUUGAAUCGGAAUUCGGCGCUGGAGUGGAGUUGGGAGCAGAUGGGUGGGGUGUGGAGGGGGGUGCUUUGGGUGGAGAGGGGGUUUUUGGAGGGGUGUAGGGAGUUUUGGGUGGAGGCUUUGGAGUUGGAGUGGGUUGCUGAUUUAUAGGAGCUGUGAUGCGGGAUGGGAGUUGGGAGUUUGGGGGAUAGUGAAUCGAGUGUUGUAGAUAUCCUUUGAGUUUAAGUUGGUAGGAUGACGUACAUAGAGAUGAUAUCUAGACAAGAGAACAGACCAAAGUAGAACCAGGAAUCCUGAUUAAGACAGAGAAAGGACCUUUCAGGCGAGAUAUACUGCAGUUGGUGCUCAUUUAUCCAAUGAUCAUUCGUCCGAGUCCUUGGUCGAAGCUGGUG
This is a messenger RNA of Cadophora gregata, 2320 nucleotides long. RefSeq lists its product as uncharacterized. Lineage: Eukaryota; Fungi; Ascomycota; Leotiomycetes; Helotiales; Ploettnerulaceae. The record is from RefSeq and is a predicted model, not a curated record. Bases 561 to 2078 code for a protein of 505 amino acids. The transcript has 4 exons.